Molecule: messenger RNA, 397 nt
Organism: Aethina tumida (small hive beetle)
Lineage: Eukaryota; Metazoa; Arthropoda; Insecta; Coleoptera; Nitidulidae
Product: mesenchyme-specific cell surface glycoprotein-like
Exons: 2
Coding region: 78-305 (75 amino acids)
Source: RefSeq, a predicted model, not a curated record
UUAAAAGAUAAAAGGUAUAAAUAGACAGUAAAGUUUCAGAGAAAAGCAUUCAGUUUUUGAGAAAUACAAAUUCCAAUAUGUUCAGAAAAAGUAGUUUGAUAACAAUUUUGGUUUUUACCACUUUAUUGGCUUUAUGCCUGGCUCAAGGCAGCCCGGGAGGACAAAAUGGUGGAAAUAAUGGACAGGGAGGACAAGGUGGACCGGGAGGACAAGGUGGAAAACCAGGACAAAGUGGACAACCAGGACAAAGUGAACAACCAGGACAAAAUGGGCAAAAUGGACAACCAGGAAGAGGAGGUAGAUAAAUAAACAAACCGAAAAGAAUCCAUCCAUUUUUUAUCAUUCCAGUUGUUCUUCAAACAUGGUUUUAUGUGCACAAAUAAACCUAUACUGUAUG